UCUGGGAUUGGGAUCAGGAUCCGGGAUCGGGAUCCAGGAUCGGGAUCCGGGAUCGCUCCAUGGCCUCUCUCCGCUCCCCGUCCCCCCCGUCCCGCGGGGCUGAGGAGGAUCCCGGGAAUUUGGCGUCCAUCACCAUCCCGGCCUCGCCCUUCAUGCAGAAGUUGGGAUUCGGCACCGGAGUCAGCGUUUACCUGAUGGAAAGGUCUCCCCGUGGCUGUUCCCGCUCUCCCUGGGCCGUGAAGAAAAUCAACUCCGGCUGUUCUGGGAUCCAGCGCAGCCUCUUCCAGCAGCGCCUCCGGAACGAGGCCCAGACCCUGCGCAACCUGCGGCACCCCAACGUCGUCGGGUACCGGGCUCUGGCUGUGGCUCCUGACGGGAAUCUCUGCCUGGCCAUGGAAUUCGGGGGCGAGCGUUCCCUGUGGGAUCGGAUCCAGGAGCGCCGGGAGCGCGGCCGCGGGGCCUUUCCCGCCGGAGCCAUCCUGCGCGUCGGGCUGGGCGUGGCACGAGGGCUGCAGUACCUGCACACGGAGCAGCGGCUGCUCCACGGCGACAUCAAAUCCCCGAACGUUGUCGUGCGCGGGGCCUUCGAAUCCGUCAAAAUCUGCGACAUCGGAGUCGCCCUGGCCCUGGAUGAGAACCUGGAAGCGCGCGAUCCCGAGCAGCCGUACGUGGGCACGGAGCCGUGGCUGCCUCCGGAGGCGCUGGAGCCGGGCGGGAUCAUCUCGGAUCGCUCCGACAUUUUCCCGCUGGGGCUGACGCUGUGGGAGAUGCUGGCGCUGAGCGUGCCCCACCUGGAUUCCCGCUGCUCGGAGGAUUCCCGCUGUUCGGAGGAUUCCGAGGAUUCCUGGGAGCGGCAGUUCCGGGCGCGUUUGGGCUCGCGGCCGCCGCUGCCGGCGGAGGCGGCGCUGGAUCCGGCGCUGGGAUCCGUGCGGGAAUUGUUCUGCGCCUGCACCGCGGCCCAGCCCCGGCAGCGCCCGCCCGCCGCCGCCCUGUGCCGGGCGCUGGAGACGCUGCCCAUGGGAAUUCCCCAGGAACUGCUGGAGUGACCGCACGGAGCGCCGGAAUUCCUGGAGCUCCAGCCCCAAAAUUCCCGGAGUUCUGGAGCCCUGAUGUUCCAGAGCCCCAAAAUUCCUGGAGUUCCAGAGCCCUGACAUUCCCAGAUCUCCAGAACCCCGACAUUCCCAGAGUUCCAGAGCUCUGAUAUUCCCAGAGUUCCAGCCCCGACAUUCCCAGAGCUCCAGAACACCAGAAUUCCCGGAGCUCCAGAGCCCCAAAAUUCCUGGAGUUCCAGCCCUGACAUUCCCAGGUUUCCAACUCUGCCAGGCCCUGGAGCCGCUGCCCGUGGGAAUUCCCCAGGAACUGCUGGAGUGAGGGCACGGAGCUCCGGAACACCAGGAUUCCAGGAGCUCCAGAGUCCCGAAAUUCCCGGAGUUCUGGAGCCCUGAUGUUCUGGAGUUCCAGAGCCCAAACAUUCCCAGAGUUCCGGAACCCGGCAUUCCUGGAGUUCUGGAGCCCCAAAAUUCCCUGAGUUCCAGAGCCCCGAUGUUCCUGGAGUUCCAGCCCUGACAUUCCCAGAUUUCCAACUCUGCUGUACCCUGGAGCUGCUGCCCAUGGGAAUUCCACAGGAACUCCAGGAAUGAGGGGAUGGAGCUCCGGAAUUCCCGGAGCUCCAGAGCCCCGAAAUUCCCGGAUUUCCAGAGCCCUGAUGUUCCGGAGUUCCAGAGUCCAAACAUUCCCGCGACAUUCCCAGAGUUCCAGCCCUGACAUUCCCAGGUUUCCAACUCUGCCGGGCCCUGGAGCUGCUGCCCAUGGGAAUUCCUGAGGAAUUCCAGUGAGGGGCGGAGCUCUAGAACACCGGAAUUCCUGAAGUUCCAGCUCCAAAAUUCCUGGAGUUCCAGAACACCG
Messenger RNA from Poecile atricapillus (Black-capped chickadee), 1905 nucleotides. It is a transcript of the gene PBK, whose product is annotated as PDZ binding kinase. The coding region runs from base 60 to 1046 and encodes 328 amino acids. The transcript is spliced from 7 exons. Lineage: Eukaryota; Metazoa; Chordata; Aves; Passeriformes; Paridae. Gene Ontology annotation, molecular function: protein kinase activity; ATP binding. Gene Ontology annotation, biological process: protein phosphorylation. The record is from RefSeq and is a predicted model, not a curated record.